Molecule: messenger RNA, 874 nt
Organism: Aedes aegypti (yellow fever mosquito)
Lineage: Eukaryota; Metazoa; Arthropoda; Insecta; Diptera; Culicidae
Product: collagenase
Exons: 1
Coding region: 34-807 (257 amino acids)
Biological process (GO): proteolysis
Molecular function (GO): serine-type endopeptidase activity
Source: RefSeq, a predicted model, not a curated record
CAUUCAGUUGAUACAGUACCAGUAUUCGGCAAAAUGUUCACUUCAACGGUGGUUUUCGCAUCUCUGAUGGCUUUGGCUUCGGCCUUCCCAUCGUUGGACAACGGUCGGGUAGUAAACGGACAAACGGCUACCCUCGGUCAGUUCCCAUUCCAAGUUCUCUUGAAAGUUGAACUCUCUCAGGGACGUGCCUUGUGUGGCGGAAGCUUGCUGAGUGACCAAUGGGUCCUCACGGCUGGACACUGCACAGAUGGAGCCAAAUCAUUCGAAGUCACUCUCGGGGCUGUUGAUUUCGAGGACACAACUAAUGAUGGACGUGUUGUACUGACCGCAACGGAGUACCACCGCCACGAGAAGUACAACCCACUGUUCGCUACGAAUGAUGUGGCCGUUGUCAAACUACCAACUCCGGUAGCAUUCAACGACCGAGUCCAACCGGUAAAACUGCCCACCGGAAGUGAUACCUUUACCGACCGCGAGGUUGUCGUCAGUGGCUGGGGACUGCAGAAGAACGGAGGAAACGUAGCGGACAAGUUGCAGUACGCUCCCCUGACGGUGAUCAGUAACAACGAAUGCUCGAAGGCCUACAGCCCGUUGGUGAUCAAGAAGACCACUCUGUGCGCCAAGGGUGAAAACAAGGAAUCGCCGUGCCAAGGAGAUUCCGGUGGCCCAUUGGUUUUGGAAGGCGAGAACGUUCAGGUGGGAGUGGUCAGCUUCGGCCAUGCUGUCGGAUGCGAGCAGGGAUACCCGGGAGCAUUCGCUCGGCUGACGUCCUUCGUCGAUUGGAUCAAGCAGAAGACUGGACUGUGAGCAGGGUAAUGAAAAAGCGGUUUGAAACGAAGUUUUUUUAUGAAAUAAAUAUUUUUUUUGCAUACAA